AUGAAUUUUGUUUGUUAUACAUAUUAUAUACUUAUUUUACAUUUAGCUAUUAUGCAAUACUUUUAACACUUCGUUUUCUGUCUUGUUCGAACAACAAAUUAAAAUUAUACCGGUAACUUUAGAUAUGUAUGGGAGAAAUGUUAUGGGCUCACUAGGUGCCCUUGUAUCCUGUAUACUCUAUGGUAUACUCACCCAAUUCCAUUAUUAUUUUGAGAGUUUAGGUGUUUUAGAAGCUGAUAUAGUUUUUCUUGUCCACAUUUCCAUAUCACGAUAGUAUCCUCUACGUAAUUCUACAGUACGUUUCCAUGGAGACUAUAUGUUAUAUCCAAUGUCAUAGUUACUAUUCGCAUACUUCAUUACCGUAUUCUAAAAUUAAACACAUCAAUCUCUUUGAUUAACUUGAUUCAUUUUUUACUUGAAGAUUAGCUGAAAUGACUACCAUAAUAAACCACUUAUUUCGCAGAUACAUUCAAACCACCGUCUACAAAACUGUGAACAAAUUUAGGGUCGCUGGCCCAUCCGCCAUUUCCGGCAGUCACGAAGGUGGGUUUAAAAUCUGGAAGAAGCUGACAUUCUUGGUGGCAUUCCCGUCCAUCGCUUUGUGCGGUGCUAACAUCUGGCUUGGUCACCAAAGUCAGGGUCGUGAACAGGUGCCUUUCAUCAAGUACGAUCAUCUGAGAACUCGCACCAAACGAUUCCCAUGGGGUGACGGUAAUAAGUCCCUCUUCCAUAAUCCUCAUACCAACGCUUUGCCCGACGGUUAUGAACAUUAAAAAAUUAUAUUUACAUUACCAAAAUAAAAA
Messenger RNA from Aethina tumida (small hive beetle), 803 nucleotides. Its product is annotated as cytochrome c oxidase subunit 6A, mitochondrial-like. The record is from RefSeq and is a predicted model, not a curated record. Gene Ontology annotation, cellular component: mitochondrial inner membrane. Gene Ontology annotation, molecular function: enzyme regulator activity. The transcript is spliced from 2 exons. The coding region runs from base 432 to 773 and encodes 113 amino acids. Gene Ontology annotation, biological process: mitochondrial electron transport, cytochrome c to oxygen. Lineage: Eukaryota; Metazoa; Arthropoda; Insecta; Coleoptera; Nitidulidae.